AUUUAGUUAGUUUCGCGCUGUGAACGCGUCUAGUUGGGGCGUUUACAAAGUUAAGCGCGGUGACUUGUCUCGAGACGGCAGUCUGGCAAAUGUAUUGAAUAUCUGUAAAGUGCCUGGAAAUUCUUUUGUGUUAAAUAAACAGCUGAAAGACAAGUGGUUUCUUAAAGAAGUGUUUUAUGCGAUUUUCUUCAGAAAAAAAGCGGUGUUUAAGGCGAAAACUUAUUUUACGAAUGUGGCAGCAUACAAGUUGGACACAAAUGACACUUAAAACAAAAUAAUUAACAAAACUUAAAAAAAAAAAUAAAUAAAUAAAUAAAAAAGGAAAUCCAUCCAAAAAAUUUACAUCGAGAACUAUUUGUGCAUAUUUUGCAGUGACAUUGCAAAAAAAAUAUAAUAUAAAUAAGUGAUUCACUGAAAAAUAAAGUGUUGACCUAAAGGAAAGUAAAAAAAAGUAUGAAAGUGCAGAGAACAUACAAAAAGUGAAGAUUGUUGACGCUCCGAAAAUUCUGAAAUUUUUCUCCUGCUCUACCAAGCACAUAAAACGUGGCAAAAUAGCUGUGUAAUACAUCUCCAACAAAGGCAAUGGGUGAUGAACCCGAUCGCCAACACACUCUACCUAACGGUAAUAGUGAUAUCAAUGGCACACACAACGCCAUCACAACUAGUAGCAGCGGCAGCACAAAUGGCACCGGCAUCAAUGCGCGCAACACACCCGCAUCACCGGUGAACGAUGAACGUGCAACAACAAGUCGGGGUGCAUCCAAUUCACAAAGCGCACAACGUCGCUCAACGGCCACGCAACAAAAUGAAAUCCAUCCAAAUCGCAUUUAUCAAGCUGGAAGCAACAUCUUAUAUCGUGCCACUUCCAUGGCCACCACUGCGGCACAGCUGCCAAAGACCUGCAUGCAAAAGACGAACACUUGGUGUUUGAGACAAUGGUGCAAGUUGAAGCGCGUGGUGGGUCAGCGUAGUCGCGUUGCGGAUAGACCAGAAUCGCAGGUGAUAUGCCAACGUUGCCGUAAGAUUUGCAAUCGUGUAGACGAAGUGUUUCGGGUACAGGCAACACGAUCUGAAAAUAAUGCCGAACCAGUAGCGAAUAUGCCGAUAAAUACGCUGCCAAACGGGGAGGAUACGACGGAUUUUAUUAAGCCAAAAGUUCAACCACCUUUCCUAUGUAUCGCCUGCACGAAGAAGAAGAAUUGUCAAAUUGGAAGGAAUGUAGCGUUCACCUAUGAUGAAGACCUCACAACAACAGCGGCAGCGGCCGAUGAUGCGGAUAGACGAAUCAUUUUCUUGAAUCGACCGCAAAUACAGAAAUUUUGCAACAAUCACAUAUCAACUGCGAAAUAUAGUUUUAUAAGCUUUUUACCAUCGUUCCUUUUUGAACAAUUUAGACGUUAUUCGAAUUGUUUUUUCCUAUUAAUUGCAUUAUUACAACAAAUUCCUGAUGUAUCGCCGACGGGUCGCUAUACAACACUGGUACCAUUAAUAUUUAUUUUAUCGGUGAGCGGCAUUAAAGAGAUAGUCGAGGACAUUAAACGUCAUCGUGCGGAUAAUGAAAUUAAUCAUCGUAUGGUGGAAGUCUUACGUGAUGGCAGUUGGACCUCGGUACGAUGGCGUGAUAUCGGUGUGGGUGAUAUUGUAAAAAUACCAAAUAAUAUGUUCUUUCCCGCUGAUAUACUUUUGCUGUCAUCGAGUGAACCUCAGGCAAUGUGUUUCAUAGAAACUGCAAAUUUGGAUGGUGAAACAAAUUUGAAAAUACGUCAGGGAGCAACAGCAACAGCAAAAUGUCUGGAAACCAAAGAUCUGCUACAGUUGGACGGCACCGUCGAAUGUGAGUUGCCAAAUCGACAUUUAUACGAAUUCAAUGGUGUGCUCAAAGGGGAAAAUAAACCCACCGUUGCUCUCGGCCCCGAUCAGAUAUUGCAACGCGGCGCCGUUUUACGCAACACCGCUUGGAUAUUCGGUGUCGUCAUCUAUACCGGACACGAUACGAAACUUAUGAAAAACUCUACCUCAGCACCGUUAAAACGUUCAACCGUGGACACUGUGACGAACACACAAAUAUUAAUGUUGUUCGUUAUUUUGGUUGUUUUGUCAUUGACCAGUGCGAUAUUGAACUUUUUUUGGACGCGCGAUAAUGCGAACAUGUUUUGGUAUUUGGGCAUAAAUGAGGACAUUAAAAGUAAAAACGCUGGCUAUAAUUUGUUGACAUUCUUCAUUCUUUAUAACAAUCUGAUACCGAUAUCUUUGCAAGUGACGCUGGAACUAGUGCGUUUUCUGCAGGCCAUCUUCAUCAAUUUCGACAUACACAUGUACUAUGCCGAGACCGAUACACCCGCAAUGGCGCGCACUUCGAAUCUCAAUGAGGAACUGGGCAUGGUGAAGUACAUAUUCUCCGAUAAGACUGGCACACUCACACGCAAUGUUAUGGUUUUCAAGAAGUGUUCGGUGGCGCGUUAUAUGUACGAACCGGGUAAUACACCAGAGGAAUCAACAAUUGUACAGAACUUACUCGGCAAUCACAACACCGCGCAUGUCAUCAAAGAAUUCCUCACGCUACUCGCCGUUUGUCACACUGUCAUACCUGAGAAAUUCGACGAUGGCACCAUUAUCUAUCACGCUGCCAGUCCUGAUGAGCGUGCCAUUAUCGAAGGUGCACGCAUGUUUGGCUACAUCUUUGAAUCACGCACUCCCCACUAUGUUGAGAUCAAUGCGCUCGGCAUGAUUGAACGCUAUGAAAUACUCAAUGUGCUCGAAUUCACUUCGACACGCAAACGUAUGUCGGUUAUAGUGCGUACGCCCACUGGUGAGAUCAAACUCUAUUGCAAAGGCGCAGAUACAGUGAUCUAUGAGCGACUCUCGCCCGAUGGGCAGGUGUAUCGCGACACCACGCUGCAACACUUGGAAGAAUUUGCUUCGGAGGGCUUGCGUACACUUUGCUGUGCUGUGUCGGUGAUACCCGAAGAUGUGUACAAUGAAUGGAAGGAGACGUAUCACAAAGCGUCAACAGCAUUGCAGUAUCGUGAGCGCAAAGUGGAAGAUGCCUCCAAUUUGAUUGAGAACAAUUUGGUGUUGUUGGGUGCAACAGCGAUUGAGGACAAGCUGCAGGAGGGCGUGCCAGAGACGAUAGCAUCACUGCUAGACGCUGGCAUUUAUAUAUGGGUGCUGACGGGCGAUAAGCAGGAGACAGCGAUCAAUAUCGGAUACUCAUGCAAACUUAUAUCACACUCGAUGGAUAUAAUUAUACUCAAUGAGGGCAGCUUAGAUGCCACCCGCGAUAUUAUACACCGCCACGUGGACGAGCUGAAAAGCACAGAUAUGAAAGAGUGCAAUGUAGCGCUUGUGAUUGAUGGUCAAACGUUGAAAUAUGCAUUAAGCUGUGAUUUGAAGCAAGAAUUUUUGGAGCUCUGCUUGGUGUGCCGUGUGGUGAUUUGCUGUCGCGUCUCGCCAAUGCAAAAGGCAGAGAUUGUCGAAUGCGUUACGCAGGCCACUGGCGCUGUCACGCUCGCCAUUGGUGAUGGCGCUAACGAUGUAGCCAUGAUACAAAAGUCACAUGUGGGCGUUGGCAUUUCAGGCGUUGAAGGGCUGCAGGCAGCCUGCGCCUCCGACUAUUCGAUAGCACAAUUUCGUUACUUGAAGCGUUUGCUGCUGGUGCAUGGCGCUUGGAAUUAUAGUCGCAUCACAAAAUUGAUACUCUAUAGUUUCUACAAGAAUGUAUGCUUGUAUGUGAUUGAGCUCUGGUUUGCCAUUUAUUCCGGUUGGUCGGGACAAAUUCUAUUCGAACGUUGGACCAUUGGCUUAUAUAAUGUUAUGUUUACCGCUUUGCCGCCAUUCGCUUUGGGACUUUUCGAUAAAGUUUGUUCGGCGGAUACGAUGUUGAAAUAUCCGCAAUUGUAUAAACCAUCACAGGAUGCCAAACUCUUUAAUGUCAAGGUGUUUUGGGUAUGGAUACUUAAUGCGCUGUCGCAUUCUGUGUGGCUCUUUUGGCUGCCGAUGCUAAUGACGCGUGAAUCGGUGUGGUCCGAUGGCAAGACGAGCGACUACCUGGUGCUGGGAAACAUUGUGUACACGUAUGUCGUCGUCACUGUUUGCCUAAAAGCCGGCCUAAUUACCAACUCGUGGACAUGGAUGACGCACGCUUCAAUUUGGGGUUCUAUCGUUAUGUGGUUCAUUUUCAUGGCAAUCUAUAGUAAUUUCUGGCCCACCAUAAUGUUGGCACCAAUCUUCUUGGGCAUGGAUCGUAUGGUAUUCUCUACAUUCGUUUUUUGGCUGGGUCUUUUGCUCAUCCCCAUAACGACGCUAUUGCCCGAUGUGCUGUUUACAAUAGUACAUAAUACUGUAUUCAAGUCACUCACAGAGGCCGUUCGAGAAUCAGAGAUACGUCGCUAUGAUCCUGAAAAUGUGAUACGAGAAUCGAAGACAUCACUAAGUGAAACUGCGAGACUGCUGCGCAGCGUCUUUACGCGUCGUGCCAAUACCAGAGUCGAAACGGAACUAGAAUUGUCGCAUGGUUACGCGUUCUCCCAAGAGGAAGGUGGCGCAGUUCCCCAAUCCGCCGUUAUACGCGCGUACGACACGAACUUACCGAAACCGGAGGGCAAUUAAGCUAACACAGAGCUGUUUGGUUUGUGUGCCAAAGGCUAAAGAGGAAGCUAAGACACCGGGAAAAAAGAAAGCCAAGGAAAAAGCAGACUUCAUAAUUUAACACGAUGGCAUGGAAAAAGGAGUAAAUGGUCUAGGAGUCUACAUAUGCAUGUAGAUCAGAAAGAAAAUAAGGAAAGAGCUAACAAAGGAAGUUUUCUACUUAUUAGCUGAAGUCGAAACUGACUAAAUUCGUACACAUAAGUAUCUAGAGUUAUAAGUAAAACAAUAACACACAGAUAGCCAACCAGUGAACUAUAUUGACUUAAUAAUAGUAAAGAAAAAAUAGCACCGAUAAAUACGAUAAUACCGCUUGAUUCGAUAAUUUGGUGUAAAAAUUUACACUUUGCUCUGCAAAUAAGUUGUAAAAAUUUUACAGGGAGUUUCCACGACGUCGAAAUUGCGACAUUUCAAUACUUCUCUCAUUGCUGAAAUCCGGUUACGAUUGUCAAUUUUACCAUACAAAAACCUGUCGCUCGAAAUUGUAGUAUGUGAAAUUCAGACGAAAUUGCAUCAACUUCGCAAAAACAACCCUGAAGAUUUUUUAUUGUGAAUGAUAAAUGAACAAAAAGACAAUACCUCAAUAAAAAGAAAACAAUUCAAACAAAUAAACAAACUUUCAUCAAAAUGGAAAUCUCGGUCGCCUUAAUUUCAAAUUAAAAUUUAGAGUUGAAUGCGCACAAUUAGAGCAGCGUGGAAACACCCUAUAAGGCAAAUUUACAAAAUUAAGGCAUGCUCAUAAAGACGCAGUGCGUUACAAACCCGUACGAUAUGAGGUGCAUAUAGAAGGACUAAAAAAAAAACGCGGUACAAGCAGUCAUAUCGCAUAUACGUAAUGCGUUUGUUUGUGCGUGCUUUUAGGUGGGGAAUUCGAAUCAAGUUUUCACAAACCACAAAAGGCCAAAAUAUUUAAAAGAAAACACUCAACAAAUGCAUGAAACUUACUGAAAUAACCGAAACUAAACGAACGUCAACUACCUGCUAAGGAAGAAGAGAAAGAACCACUUUUAAAACAAAACUAAAACUAAGUAUUUAAGAAAACAUUAACAUUUGAUGAAAAACAACAAGCUUAACAAUUUGAGAUAUUAACAAAACGUUAUAAAAGAA
Rhagoletis pomonella (apple maggot) is the source of this 5751-nucleotide messenger RNA. RefSeq names its product probable phospholipid-transporting ATPase IA (gene ATP8A). Lineage: Eukaryota; Metazoa; Arthropoda; Insecta; Diptera; Tephritidae. The transcript is spliced from 16 exons. The coding region runs from base 583 to 4608 and encodes 1341 amino acids. Gene Ontology annotation, molecular function: ATP binding; magnesium ion binding; ATP hydrolysis activity. The record is from RefSeq and is a predicted model, not a curated record. Gene Ontology annotation, cellular component: plasma membrane. Gene Ontology annotation, biological process: phospholipid translocation.